CUUUUGGGACGAAGUUAACAAAGAAUGUGUUGAACAAUAAACAGUACGGAACACUCCUUCAAAAUUCUAGUACUCCUUAACCAUAGUACCCGUCCUUGUUAUGGGUACUCCUUAAGGCCGGCCGGGCCCCGUCCAAUUGUUGACGACAGCCUGCGUACCGCCGACGAAGAUUCACAUCGUCCGUGCAGACCUUCUUUAUUUGCGGGACCACUUUUUCCACUUUUUUAUCAUUACCCCAUACUUUCCGGCAAAGGGAUACUCCGGCGGGCCAAAAAAAAUGGUUAUCGAAAUCUCCGAACCAAACACUUGCAUUCGCGGUUGUUGCCACAGCCAAACGAUCCCUCUGCAUCUCCCGCCUUCUUCUUACUCUGUCUCAGUUACGAUCGCCAGAGGCGCGGAGAGCGUGGUGUACGAAGGGAUUCUCAACGGCCGGAAAGUCGCCGUGAAAAAGCCCAUUCUAGCCACUUCCGAUGAUUUGAAUAAAUUCCACAAGGAAUUGCAGUUGCUCUGCUUGCUGGAUCAUCCGGGAAUAGCUAAGCUUGUUGCUGCACAUGCGAGGCCUCCAAAUUAUAUGUAUUUCUUUGAAUUCUAUGAGCUUGGGAAUCUGGCUGCUCAGUUGCACGUUGAACAAUGGAGUCCGAGCACUCACAAGGUGCUUGAUGUCUCGUCUAAACUAGCUAAGGCUCUGCAAUAUCUGCAUACACUUGGGAUUGUCCAUAGGGAUGUGAAACCGUCUAAUGUUCUGCUCGACAAAAACCUUCAACCACAUCUAGCUGACUUUGGUUUGGCAGAACACACGGAAAAUGUUAAACAAGUCUCCACUCAAAGCUGGAAGUCAACUGGCAAGCCAACUGGUGGAUUCCACAAGAGGAAUAUGGUUGGAACACUUAUUUACAUGGCACCUGAAGUUCUAAAGAAAGGUUUACCUACAGAAAAAUCUGAUGUUUACAGUUUCGGAAUAUCAGUCAAUGAGCUUCUUACGGGUGUUGUCCCAUACACUGAUCUUCGUGCAGAAGCACAGGCUCAUACUGUGCUCGAGAUGAACUACACUGAGCAACAACUUACCACAGCUGUGGCAUCUGAAAGUUUACGGCCCGUGCUUGCUGGUCCUAAUUCUAGUAUACCAGCAAGUUUAGUUUCUUUGAUAAGUAGGUGCUGGGCUGAUGAUCCCCAGAAUAGGCCCUCAUUUGAUGAUAUCGUUAUGGAACUUGAUUCCAUUAUGGAGCAUGAAAUUAAAGUCAACAAUGGAGAAGAAAAGGCUUCAGACGCGCAUUCUGUUUCUCAAGGUUAUCAGGAGAACAUAUAUUGGUCUAGUAGGGGUGAAGAUUUUGCAAGGACAGUCUCUUUUACCCCUAAUUCUUGUGUGGGUUCGUGGGACAAUUCUCCUGAUGUUCCUCCCGUAUAUUCACCAGUCCUUUCAUGGGGUUCCUUUGCUAGCUGUGGGAGAAGAGAAACAAUGGAGGAUAGACACUUUCUAAUCCCCAACAUGUUUGAUACACAGGACAUCCAUGUAUUUGGAAUCUUUGAUGGUCAUCGAGGUGCAGCAGCUGCUGAGUUUUCUGUUGGAGCUCUACCUGGAAUUUUGAAAUCUCUUGACUCAAGGGACAUGUUUCACUGUCCCUCAAAAGCCCUUACUGAAGCAUUCAUCCAAACUGAUAUUGCAUUCAGAAAGGAACUUAGUUUUCAGAAGAAACUCAAGGGAGCUAUUAAAAAAGACUGCCAUCCUGGUUGCACUGCAAUUGCUGCACUUAUAGUUAAAAACAAGCUUAUUGUUGCUAAUGCAGGUGAUUGCAAAACAAUCUUGUGUCGAGCUGGAAAUUCAUAUGCUUUAAGUAGGGACCAUGUUGCUAGUAGUUUUGAGGAGAGAGAGCGAGUCACUAAAGCCGGCGCCCAGGUUAAAUGGCAAGUUGACACAUGGAGGGUUGGUAAUGCAGCUCUUCAGGUCACACGGUCUAUUGGCGAUGACGAUCUUAAGCCAGCUGUAACUGCAGAACCUGAGAUUUCUGAAACUAUUAUGUGCCCUGAUGAUGAAUACAUUGUAAUGGGUAGUGACGGGCUGUGGGAUGUUUUGAGGGAAGAGGAAGUGGUGAGUAUAAUAGGAGACACAGUGAAAGAGGCAGGUAUGUGUUCUAAGAGGUUGGCAACUGAAGCUGCUGAACGCGGCAGCCAAGACAAUAUUACGGUUAUUGUCGUGUUCUUGCGUCCUGUCUCCACUGCCCAAAGAAUUUAUUGAUCUGAUCUAGCAGCAUAUGAUGCAUUCUUAUUUAAUCAGGAUUUGGUUCCCUAAUCCGGCUCAUCUCCUGUGUAAAUUAGGCAACCUGCACGCUCUUUUUGGAGCAGUUAUUACACUAUGAUACUACUAUAAUAUUAGCAGUCUGUACAUGCACCUCUAUAAUCUUAUAUAACUUGGAGUAUUUUUUACUUGGAGUUAGAGCGUGUUUGGGAUCACUUGUUGUAUAAGUAAUUUUAUCUUCAAUGCUAUCUCAUUUAAGCACUUGAAGUGCUUUUCUUAGUAGCAAUUUGUUUUGUCUUAUUUUUUGAGCUUAUUAACCAGCUUUUUUUUAAGAACCAGCUUUUUAUUUAUCAACACACUGAUUUCUUGAC
Messenger RNA from Cuscuta epithymum, 2604 nucleotides. The record is from the annotation of a GenBank genome assembly. NCBI's taxonomy places the organism in Eukaryota, Viridiplantae, Streptophyta, Magnoliopsida, Solanales, Convolvulaceae.